Molecule: messenger RNA, 3226 nt
Organism: Carassius gibelio (silver crucian carp)
Lineage: Eukaryota; Metazoa; Chordata; Actinopteri; Cypriniformes; Cyprinidae
Exons: 2
Coding region: 94-2850 (918 amino acids)
Biological process (GO): DNA integration
Molecular function (GO): nucleic acid binding
Source: RefSeq, a predicted model, not a curated record
CAUUGUUUUCUGGUAAGGGAGGAUCAUAAGGAUUAUCUUAGGUUCCUGUGGUACAGAAACAAUGACCUUAACAGUGAGAUUGUGGAUCACCGAAUGCGUGUGCAUGUUUUCGGGAAUAGCCCAUCACCAGCAGUGGCUAUCUAUGGCCUACGGAGAGCAGCCAAAGAAUAUGAAGAGAGUUUCGGCAGUGACACCAGAAAGCUGGUGGAGAAGGAGUUUUAUGUUGAUGACAUGCUGAAAUCGUGUGCUACAGAGGCAGAGGCGAUCGAUCUUCUCAAACGUACACAAGAGAUGCUUGCAGUGUCUAAUCUUAGACUGCACAAGAUUAUCUCCAACUGUCCAAGCGUGAUUGAAGCUUUUCCUUCGGAAGAUCGUGCUGAUGGAAUUAAGGAUCUGCAACUUUUCUCAAAUGGUCUUCCUAUCCUACGUAGCCUUGGUGUGUCCUGGAAUGUUGCAACAGACACUUUUGUGUUUCAUGUUUCAGAUGAUGACAAGCCUUUCACUCGGAGAGGAGUUCUAUCUACUGUGAAUGGCUUGUAUGACCCUCUUGGAUUCCUUGCGCCUGUUACCAUACAAGGGAGGUUACUGUUGAGGGAACUUACCAAACAAGGCGAGAGCUGGGAUUCACCUUUGCCAGAGGACAUGGAGGCUGAGUGGAGAAAAUGGAAAAAUUCUCUUCAAGAUUUAAAAGAGCUUCAAAUACCACGUGUUUGCACAUCCAUCCCUUUGUCUGAUGUCCAGAGUAAAGAACUUUGUGUUUUUGCGGACGCAUCAGUCAAGGCUAUUGCUGCUGUAGGAUACCUGAAGGUGACAGAUCAUCAUGGUCACACAGAUGUUAACUUCUUGUUUGGAAAAUCCAAAUUAGCACCACAGCCAGAUAUUACUGUUCCAAGACUGGAGUUGUGUGCUGCUGUAUUAGCAGUGGAGAUUGCAGAGUUGAUUGUGGAAGAGAUGGACAUAACCUUCGAUCAUAUCUGGUAUUACACUGACAGUAAAGUAGUACUAGGCUACAUUUGUAAUCAAACUCGGAGGUUCUAUGUCUACGUGAACAACCGAGUUCAACGAAUCCUAAAAUCCAGUUCACCAGCACAAUGGCAAUAUGUUCCCACAGAACUUAACCCAGCAGAUCACGGAUCUAGAUCUGUACCUGCAGCUUUCUUAGGUUCCACUUCGUGGCUCACAGGCCCACGCUUCUUGCAUAAUUCCCAGUUUCAGUCUGAAUCACAGGAAUCAUUUGAGCUUGUGGAUCCAGCCUUAGAUUCUGAGAUACGUCCACAAGUGUGUACAAACCUAACUGAAGUUCCCAAGUCCACAUGGAACUCUGAGAGAUUCAGCAGAUUCUCUAACUUUAACACUCUCAUUAGAGCAAUAGCACGUCUGAUUCACAUUGCCAGUUCUUUCUCCAAACACUCAAAAGAUGAUAGUUGUAGAGGAUGGCAUAUCUGCUGUAAAGGUCCUACUGAAGAAGAGCUGGAAAAAGCGAGAAUUCUCGUGUUGAAAAGUGCUCAAUAUGAGAGUUAUCCAACAGAGAUUCAGAGAAUCGUUGCCACUCAUAACCUUCCUCGUAAGAGUGUGUUGAGGAAACUAUCUCCUGUCCUUGACAACAACGGCUUACUUCGAGUAGGUGGGCGUAUCGUGAGGUCAGAUCUGGGAACUUGUGAAGUCAACCCUAUCAUCAUCCAAGGUACACAUCAUGUGGCAACACUGAUUGUACGGCAUUACCAUGAGGCUGUGAAACAUCAGGGCAGACACUUCACGGAGGGUGCUGUCAGAGCUGCUGGAUAUUGGCUAGUAGGAGGUAAAAGGUGCAUACGUAGUCUGCUUUUCAAGUGUGUAACCUGUAAAAGACUGCGAGGGAAGACAGGACAUCAGCAGAUGUCUGAUCUGCCUGUGGAACGGUUGACAAUAGCACCACCCUUUACCUAUGUGGGUGUUGAUGUUUUCGGACCAUGGGAAGUGACUGCUCGUAAGACCAGAGGAGGUCAAGCUAAUUCCAAGAGGUGGGCAGUUAUGUUUUCAUGUAUGUGUACAAGAGCAGUUCACAUCGAAGUGAUAGAGGCAAUGAGCUCUAGUAGUUUCAUUAAUGCCUUAAGAAGAUUUUUCGCAAUCAGAGGGCCAGUUAAGCAUCUAUAUUCAGAUCGUGGCACAAAUUUCGUUGGAGCUUCUCGAGAACUCAGAAUGGAUACAUCUUGUGUCAAUUCGGAGAAUGUGCAGAAAUAUUUAAAAGAACAGCAUUGCACCUGGAUAUUCAAUCCCCCUCACGCCUCUCAUAUGGGCGGCCACUGGGAGCGAAUGAUUGGGAUUGCUCGUCGCAUCCUUGAUUGCAUGUUACUUGAUGAGAGAAAUUCCCGUCUCACACAUGAGGUCUUGACGACAUUCAUGGCGGAAAUCACUGCAGUGAUGAAUUCACGGCCUUUAAUCCCAGUUUCUUCCGACCCUGAAUUUCCCUUUAUUCUCACCCCCGCUACUCUUUUGACACAAAAGACUGGUGCAACACCUCCCCCUCCCGGAGACUUUGGGAAUAACGAGUUGCUCAGGGAAGAAUGGAAACAAGUACAAAGGUUAGCAGACAUCUUCUGGACAAGGUGGAAAAAGGAAUACCUAAGUACUUUGCAAUCCCGACAAAAGUGGCAAGACAAAAAAUCUAAUUUGAAAGAGGGUGAUAUUGUCUUGGUAAAGAACAUUCAAGUUAACAGAAAUGAGUGGCCAAUGGCAAUUGUUGAGAAAACUUCACUAAGCAAAGAUGGACUGGUGAGGAAAGCUGAUAUUAAAGUGACUAAGGAUGGCAUUCAAAAAAUAUUGUCACGUCCUGUCUCCGAACUUAUCCUUCUUCUGUCUCCAGAUGGAUAAACUGAUUUGGGAUUCUUAAAAUCCCAGGCGGGGAGUGUGCUGGACUGAAUUGAUUUUGAUUUAUUAGAAAUGUUUAUUAUUUUGUAUGUGUCUGUUUAGUGAGGACUUUUAUUUUGAAAAGUAGUCACUUGUACUCUCUUAGUUCAGGAAACAGGAAAUGUGAGUAGUACUGCAGUAGUUCAUCAAAAUGUGGUAGCUGUUUGGCUAAUCCUUAAACAUCAUCCUUCUUUGCAUCUGUUAGACGCAACGUCUUUUCACAGUUGAUUCAUAAACUUCAUAAACGACUUGACGUCUCCAUCGAGGUUUUUUGAGUGACUGUUUAACUUACUGGAUAGUUAGAUGCCAGAAGUCUAAUAAGGCCAGUACAAUGUUUGUA